AUAUCAACGCUACGGUUCGAUUUUCAGUGAGAGUUUAUCACCCUUAAAAAACCGGUCAUUGCGAAGCUUCUGUACCUUCUGUAUCGUAGUAGGUAUUUCGCGUUUAAACAGUGUGUAAAGUUAUCAUUAUUAACCUUGUAAGGGAAGCUUCGCGUUCGGCGGUACAUCGAGCGUCGAUUGCUGAAAGAUACAAAAGUGGUUUAAUAAAAUCCGUCUAGGAAAUAAGAAUGAGUCCAUUGAAUCGAGGACCGUUGCUAGGGCCUAGAAUCCCUCCAGCUGGAAUACGACCUCCUCUACCUCCUAGAUUCGGCGGUAGGCUUCCACCUCCUGGUCUGCCUCCAAGAAUGCCGCCGCCGCCUAUGAAUCCAGUUUUCGGCCCCAUGAGACAAAGACUGCCGCCUCCACCAAGACCAGGUGGUGUGACCCGACCUAGUGGACCCAUACCGUUGUUCGGCCCAAGGGUCAGAGGUAUGGCUCCUAUGGUUCCACCAAUGGGCUUACGGGGUGCUGGACCUAGAGGACCGUUAAUGAGACCAUGGUCCAGAAGGGGAUUACCACCUCAAAUUUUACCCCAUAUGAGACCACGGUUCUCCAUAGGAAAUGGCAAUACUAAGGGCAAAGGAUUAAACAAUGUGAAAAAAGUCAGCAAAUUGGAAGAAUUAGAACUAAAGAAGCCAUGGAUGACUGAUGAAAUUCGCAGUGAAAUACAAAAGAAAAAUAAGCUUUAUGCUAAGGCAAAAAAAAAUAAAGAUGCAAAAGAAUGGGAAGAGUUCAAGGACUUGAGGAAUAAAGUAACAAGAAUGAUCAGAGAAGCUAAAAAUGAUUAUCUUGCAAAACAUCCUGAACAGGCUCAUCUUUAUCCAAACGAUGAAGACCCGUAUGAUCAGAGAGACGAAAAUUAUACCACUUCAGAAGAAAUUGAGUCGUAUUAUUGUGAAAUAUGCGACAGAGAUUUUCCAUCGGAGGAUGGUCUUUUUACACAUAAAAAUGAACACAAAGUUUGUGGUAUCGAUGGAUGUACCUUUUCUGCUCAUCCAUUGCUUGUUGAAAAACACAUUACCAUGCAACACAACAGUGGUUUAUAUCACAGGAUGACAAAUCUAACAACUCGAGAAGACAUUGAAAAAUGGGUAAUGGAAAGAAAGAAACGAUAUCCUACGAAAGCUAAUGUUGAGUUACGGAAAGCAGAAGAAAUUGAGAAGGUAAAGAGGGGAGAAAUAAUUAAGCAGAAGCAAGAUGUUACAAAACGAAAACGAAACAAAGUGUUACGGUCAAAGAAUAGGAAACGAAUAGUACCAAAACGAUCUACACAAGUAUAUAGUGAUAAUGUGCAAGUGCAAACAUUGUAUAGAGGUUUAAACGAAUUUUCGGGAACACAUGUUCUUGUAUUAAACAUUUCAGUAAGUUUACAAGAAACGGAGUUGCAAGAGGAAGAUGAAACUAAUAACAAAACCAUAGAUAGCGAGUGUGAGCAAAGUGUUAACUUUAUUUCCGACGAGGAAGAUGUACUAAUUCCUUCAACUCAGCCAGCAAUUACUACUUUUUGCUUACCUAGUUUAGUAGCAAAUUAUGGAAGUGCGUCUGAAGAAAGUGAUGCGCCCGAAGAAGUUCCAAUUAAGAAAGUAACACUAGAGUGUGAUGUAAUUACAAAAGAAAAUAAUAUUGAAAAGGAAGAAGUAAAAAAUAAUGAGUCGGUUGUUAACACUGCAUACUUGAACAUAAAUGAACAGCAAUGUUUAAAUUCACAGUCGCAAUCAAAUUUAAUUUCUAGCAAUACAACUCCACAACACAAAAAUAAACAAAAUACUGACUCAAAACAACAUCCAAAAGUUAGAGAGCAGAGAACGAUUGUAAAUAAGAAACAACCGCACAAUUUGCAGUUAUUAGAAAGAUUGCUUUCGCGAUCUAUACAACAUGAAAGAAAUGUAAUUUGCCAAUGUAUUAGAUAUAUAGUAGAUAAUAAUUUCUUUGAUAAAUAGCUAGGUAGUAUAAUGUAUAUUUUUAUUAAUGACACGAUGAACAUUAAACUACCUCACGUUUAUAUUGGUCCUUGAU
Dufourea novaeangliae is the source of this 2055-nucleotide messenger RNA. RefSeq names its product nuclear fragile X mental retardation-interacting protein 1-like. The coding region runs from base 228 to 1979 and encodes 583 amino acids. The transcript is spliced from 6 exons. Gene Ontology annotation, cellular component: nucleus. The record is from RefSeq and is a predicted model, not a curated record. Gene Ontology annotation, biological process: box C/D snoRNP assembly. Gene Ontology annotation, molecular function: RNA binding. Lineage: Eukaryota; Metazoa; Arthropoda; Insecta; Hymenoptera; Halictidae.